Messenger RNA from Psilocybe cubensis, 1080 nucleotides. RefSeq lists its product as uncharacterized. Lineage: Eukaryota; Fungi; Basidiomycota; Agaricomycetes; Agaricales; Agrocybaceae. Bases 1 to 1080 code for a protein of 359 amino acids. The transcript is spliced from 6 exons. The record is from RefSeq and is a predicted model, not a curated record.
AUGCCUAAAGCUUCAAAGAAAAAAGGGUCGGAUGUCAAGCCCAAGAUACCGGACAUACCAUGGCGCGAAAACGACAAUUUUUUAACAUGGCAGUUUCUCACGGAACUGGAAAGGCACGAGAACUACAGAAUUAUCUUUGGAAAAAAGGAUGUGUCUGAGAAUACUAGUGGAGACAGUCGCACAACUGUCUUUAAGCGGAUUGCUGAAAGAAUUCUUCCGGAAAUCUAUCUUCUUGAUCCUGGGACUAUAGGUGAUCGCCUGAGGGCUUAUCUUGACAGACUCCGUAAGGCCUAUCAGAAGCAUGCAACAAAACUUCGUCAAACGGGUGAGGGCCUCAACAACACCGAAUCAGAAUCAACAGAAGAAUUACUUGACUAUUAUGUACCUCCGGAGGGCCCUGAUGAGAGCACUCCCACACGAAUUGUCAAUAUCUGGCAACAAAUUGAACGCGAGUUUGAGUUUUUUCCACGGUUACAUAAUCUUUAUGCAACGCGCCCAAAUGUAACACCCAUUGUAAUUACCACAGCAGUUGGUCCUCAAGGGCGUAAGACAGUUUGGUAUCAGCCUCCUAGCCCAACAGAUGUUGAGCCUAUAGGACCCUGUUCAAAUUCAGUAGAACAAACAAUCAACUUAGAGCAGUCUUUGGACGAGGCCACUCAGCCUUCUCAGUUAUCAGUCACCCUUUCAACCACUUCUGGAUCUGACACUCUAGGUCCAAUUUCAUCUUCUCAAAUUCGGCCUCCAAAGUCAUCCACAAUUUCUCGCCAUGCUGUUGAAAAGGCUAGAAAUAAUAUUUCUAAAGUUCCGGCAAAGCGUUCACUUAUUGACACACUUGUUGAAAUGUCCGACAAGACCACAAAGAUGUGGUCCGAAGAUGCACAUCAGAAGAGUCUUUUGCAAAAGCGCACUUUGCUUCUCGAAGAAUUCAAGCUCGGUUUGUGGUCAAAGAAUGAGUAUCAUGCCCAGAUUCAUGAAUUGCAGCAUAAUAACACUCAAGAUUCAUUGCCACGUGUACUGCUGCCUUCACACCAGCGUUCUCUUGAAUGGGAGGAAGAAGCGUCAACGGAUGGUUCAGACUAG